Trachymyrmex septentrionalis is the source of this 1319-nucleotide messenger RNA. RefSeq names its product homeobox protein Nkx-2.2a-like. Gene Ontology annotation, biological process: cell differentiation; regulation of transcription by RNA polymerase II. Gene Ontology annotation, cellular component: nucleus. The transcript is spliced from 5 exons. The coding region runs from base 52 to 1020 and encodes 322 amino acids. The record is from RefSeq and is a predicted model, not a curated record. Gene Ontology annotation, molecular function: RNA polymerase II cis-regulatory region sequence-specific DNA binding; DNA-binding transcription factor activity, RNA polymerase II-specific. Lineage: Eukaryota; Metazoa; Arthropoda; Insecta; Hymenoptera; Formicidae.
UUUGUUGAAGCAAUAUUCGAAGUCGUCAAAGAAUUCUUUCGGCUGCCUUCGAUGAAUCAGCCGGCGGAGAAACGAGCACGUUCAUUAAUCGAUUUAGUGGAAAAAAAAGCAAGAAAAAUGGCAGCCGGAUAUGACGAUUGUUACGACGCUUCUUGGCAUUUGAUACCACCCGAUUAUGUCAGCAACGAGGAAGAUUACAGGCUACUGGAAAGUAUGAAAAUGCCGGCUAGAACUUCUGGUUUCGCUAUCAGUGACAUUUUGGAAUUAAACGAUGCCAAACCGUCGCAAGAAGAAUUAGAUGUGCAAGGUACCACGACGGUUUUACCAACGGCUACCGACAUGCCGUCGGCUUACCAGCAAUUUCUGGAGCACACAACCGCCAUGCUGCAACCUAUGCACGCUAAUCUGAACAGGGGUACACUACCACCGCCUCCACCUGGAUUAUUAGGAUGGCCAACUGGACCGGCAUUACCAACAACAUUACCUCAACCCUUGGAGGAGGUGAAUGUUCUUCAACAACCAGACUCGACGAGCCCGGCGAUCUCGGAUAUGUCGUUCCCGUCACAACAGGAGAACAGUCACGAGUCAUCGAAAGACGAAGAGUCACAGGACUUUGAGGACGAGCAACAUACUAACGAAACGUCGCAACCCCAUGAGACCGAACAUAAGAAACGCAAGCGACGUGUGCUCUUCUCCAAGGCUCAGACUUACGAACUAGAGCGACGUUUCCGUCAGCAGCGUUAUUUGAGUGCGCCCGAGCGAGAGCACUUGGCCUCUAUCAUCCGCCUUACACCAACUCAAGUGAAGAUCUGGUUCCAGAAUCACAGGUACAAGACGAAGAGAGCGGCGAGUGAACGUGUUGAAGCCGGCGGCAGCGGCUGCUCGCCCAGAAGAGUCGCCGUGCCAGUGCUAGUGAGAGAUGGCAAACCCUGCCAAUCCAAGCUGAUGGAACCUACUGCAUAUCCCGGAAGCGGCCAGGUCCCUAUGGCGCCAUAUAUACCACAGAAAUAUUGGUGGUAAAAUAGUUAACUGAACUGACUAGGAUAAAACAAUCCAGAGCAAUCUGUGGCGAUUCACGCUGAUCGAUGAUUAUUGCGAAACAAUAUUGCAAUUCCCGAUAAAAAUAUUGUCGUGAACAAGAAGUCGUAAACGAAGAGAACGAAGAAAGAUGAACGAAGAAAUUCAAGAUGGAAGGUAUGAAUAAUCUUAUAGCAUGUGAUGUUGAACAUGAAAGUGUUAGAAGGUUCGUGAUAAUGCGAUAGUAAUAAUAAAUAUGAAUUCGAUAUUAUCGAUGACAUCAUCGAUAUUAUGGUCAAGGA